AUGGAUUACGCCAAGUCCCUCAGCCUGCGCCUGGCUGCUCCCGUCUCCAAAUGCGUCUCGGCAAGUGCCUCCAUGACCCAGCAGCUGCUGUCGAGCCCAGCCCCGCGACCCCGACCCUACCGCGUCUGCAACUGGGACCGCAGCCUGCGCAAGGGCAUCAUGGCACAGAGCCUCGCCGAGCUGCUGCGCCAGGCUCAGAGCGCCCUGCUCGCCCCAGGGCCCGUCUCACUGGUGCUGGAUGAGGAUGGCACGGCGGUGGAGACAGAGGCUUUCUUCCGGACGCUGGAGGAGGGCACGGUGCUGAUGGCCCUGAGCAAGGGGCAGACCUGGGCUGCCUCCAAGACGCCUGGCUACCAGCUGAGCCUGUCCAGCAAGCCCCCUCGGAGGAUCGAUGUCGCCUGCAUCACCUUCGACUUCUAUAAAACCAACCCGCGGGACCUGGGCUGCCUCAAUGUCAAAGCCACGCUCUACGGCACCUACAGCAUGUCCUACGACCUGCGCUGCUAUGGGGCCAAGCGGCUGAUGAAGGAAGCCCUGCGGUCCCCAGCCCAGGACGUGCGGGACCCCCAACCCAGGGUGAAGUUUGGGGAUACCGGAGGGACCUCCAGAUGCUGA
Nipponia nippon (crested ibis) is the source of this 615-nucleotide messenger RNA. RefSeq names its product cell death inducing DFFA like effector c (gene CIDEC). Gene Ontology annotation, biological process: regulation of apoptotic process; apoptotic process. The record is from RefSeq and is a predicted model, not a curated record. NCBI's taxonomy places the organism in Eukaryota, Metazoa, Chordata, Aves, Pelecaniformes, Threskiornithidae.